Messenger RNA from Cryptococcus amylolentus CBS 6039, 1026 nucleotides. RefSeq lists its product as hypothetical. The record is from RefSeq and is a predicted model, not a curated record. Lineage: Eukaryota; Fungi; Basidiomycota; Tremellomycetes; Tremellales; Cryptococcaceae. The coding region runs from base 1 to 1026 and encodes 341 amino acids. The transcript is spliced from 8 exons.
AUGCCAGGCACCCCCUCAAUCCCCACUCACGAGUUCUUUCCGCAGGUCGUUGCCAGGGUUACUCUUCUGGCGAAGCAGGUCUGUGAAGACAAGGACCGUGAUUGGCUCUACCAGGGUAGAGUCACAGUGAGGCCCGUGACGAACGAUUCGGCAAAGAUCGCCGUCGAGCACAAUGGCUCAUGUGUCAUGGCCCAUCUGAGCAAAAAAUCUUCCAUCAACUCUGCCGCGUUGUUCUGCAACUCGUGCGUAUGCCUCUUCGUCCCGGCAGGCCACGCCAAACUUAGUAGCAGACAGAUCCGAUUGACUCUGUUCUUUUACAAUCGUGAAGAGCUGAAUGAGCUCAAAGACAUCCUCCAACCCUAUAUCCGCUUUGCGACUCGAGAUACACUGUGGCCAUCGCAGAUCGUUGACCGACUGCGCACGUUGUCAGACGGCCCCUCGAAAUACCACCAACUUCGAGAUUAUCUAUCACUCGUUUUCCCCUCUAGCCCAAAGAAGCAUAUCUUCAUCCUCAAACACGCCCGAGUCCAGUCCGCCCUACCGAGAACAGCGCCUAGAGCGUACGAUAAAACCGUCACAUGGGCCGGCGGCUUCACAAUGGGGUGUGUCAUUAUUGACACCACGCGACCAGACGAGCCCUCUCUGGACAUACGCGAUCCCAACCAAGCUCGCUUCGGUCACACGCACAAGAUCCACGGUUCGGACCCCCUUCAUAUGUUUUACUAUGAUCUGGGGUGCCAAUUCGAGCUUGCGGUUUCCAAAGGCAAGGAAGAGGUGAGGGUGAAGGUCGCACAGGUGGUCUUUCAUACAAUCAGGGAACUUCACCAGUUCCUUGAAAUGGCAAAAGACAUCUACACCAUCACCAAACGCGAUACUCCGCCAAUGGAGUUUGAAACUCUUCACCUGGUUCAUCGACCCGGGUCUCGCACAUGCCCCUCCCCCGCCUCCCAUUACAAUGCGAUGGGGGGUGAGAGGCGCAAGUUGAAGGACUUCAUGGAGGAGUAUCGUCUCUUUCAAGAAGAUUGA